AUGUCAGUUGCUAAAGAAUUCGAGAUUGCCAAUGAGGCGUAUGUAGCACGAUUUAACAAGGGAUCUUUAUCUCUUCCUCCAGCAAGAAAAGUUGCAGUGGUGGUUUGCAUGGAUGCAAGAAUUGACCCCGCGGCGGCAUUGGGAUUGGAAGAAGGUGACGCUCAUGUGAUAAGAAAUGCGGGUGGCAGAGCUUCUGAUGCAUUACGCAGUAUUAUUAUCUCGCAACGCUUGUUGGGAACUCGCGAGAUAGUAGUAAUUCAUCACACGGAUUGUGGUAUGUUAACAUUUACGGAUGAUAAGUUGCGAGACAUUGUAAAGCAGGAAACGGGCCAUUCUGUUGACCACGUUUCGUUUCUUCCUUUUUCAGAUCUCGAGCAGAGUGUCUACGAUGAUGUCCAGUUCUUUAAAGCUAAUCCCUUAGUAUUAGAUGUUCCUGUCACCGGAUUUAUUUACGACGUAAAAACAGGUGCUAUUAGACCUGUUUAA
Messenger RNA from Priceomyces carsonii, 486 nucleotides. Its product is annotated as beta-class carbonic anhydrase. The record is from RefSeq and is a predicted model, not a curated record. NCBI's taxonomy places the organism in Eukaryota, Fungi, Ascomycota, Pichiomycetes, Serinales, Debaryomycetaceae. Bases 1 to 486 code for a protein of 161 amino acids. The transcript has a single exon. Gene Ontology annotation, molecular function: zinc ion binding; carbonate dehydratase activity.